Molecule: messenger RNA, 2640 nt
Organism: Erigeron canadensis
Lineage: Eukaryota; Viridiplantae; Streptophyta; Magnoliopsida; Asterales; Asteraceae
Product: beta-arabinofuranosyltransferase RAY1
Exons: 4
Coding region: 29-1675 (548 amino acids)
Molecular function (GO): glycosyltransferase activity
Source: RefSeq, a predicted model, not a curated record
GUUUUUAGGUACUCCAUUUUUUCAUUCAAUGGUUGCAAGAGCACAAACAUCAAAUUCUGAUAUAUCUGUUCUGAUGGAUUCAAAAACCAUUCUUUUGCCGGACUUCUUUUCAACAUUAAGUUAUGUUCAUAAACUUGACCAUGAUUGGCUCCUCAUUGCUUCAUCAAGAAAUGUUUCAAGUUUCCCAUUUCAGUUGGAUGUAGAGGGAAUACAUUGGCUAGGGGACAAUGGUGAAAGGGUUAUACCUAAAAAGUUGCAGGACUAUCUUUUUCGUGAGCGGUGGGAAUAUUGUGAUGACAAGAACAUCAUUAUGGCAUGGAAUAAUGGAGACCUUCCUUUGCAUAACGGCGUUCUUCCUCCGUUUUUAUAUGGAAAAGGUCUUUACACCUGUUGGAUUAUUAACGAGGCUUUGUCCUCUAACUUUAGGUUCGUAUUUGAUGCGAGUUGGACUAUCUCAAGUUUCUUGGUAAGUGAUGAUGAUGAAGUAAGAAAGUGGGAGAAUGUUGGAAAUUCCCAUUUGGGAGCUUCCUAUGGAUCAUUGUUCUUUCACGAAGUCAGUUAUUUCAAUCUGAUCAAACUUUUCAAAUGUAACGGACACUAUUAUUUUGGGAAAACUAAAGAGGACAUUAUUUAUCCAUUUGGAUCCCGUGAAGGAUUAAGCUUCAGUACUUUGGGGGUAUUUAGAUUGAGUAAGCACAAGAAACUUUUGAGUUGUUUCGAUAAGAUAAAAUCACUUGAGAGAAAGGAAGGCUUCUCAAAAAGGAAUCAGUUGAUGUCAUCAGAGCCAUUAGCCCUUCCAUUCUCUAUAGAGCUUCUAUUAUCCAAACAGGCUGACCAGAAUAAGACUAUCGUGUUAGCAGUUGCAGGAUAUAGUUAUAAAGAUAUGCUAAUGAGUUGGGUUUGUAGGCUACACGCUCUUCACGUUAUAAACUUUGUUGUUUGUGCUCUUGAUGAUGAGACAUACGAUUUCUGUGUCUUGCAGGGAUUGCCUGUUUUUAGGGAUAGAUUAGCUCCAAGCAACAUCAGCUACAAUGACUGCCACUUUGGAACAAAUUGCUUUCAAAAGGUAACAAAAGUGAAAUCGAGGAUAGUUUUGGAAUUUCUGAAGCUGGGCUAUAACUUACUAAUGAGCGACGUUGAUGUCUAUUGGUUUAAGAAUCCUUUACCACUGCUUACCACUUUUGGCCCCGCAGUUUUCGUGGCUCAGUCGGAUGAGUACAAAAUCACAGGUCCGAUAAAUUUGCCUCGUCGCCUAAACUCGGGAUUUUACUAUGCUUAUUCUGAUAGUACAACAAUUGCUGCUUUAGAGAAGGUGGUGAAGCAUGCAUCUUUUUCAAAUCUUUCAGAACAGCCAAGCUUUUACGAUACAUUGUGUGGGUUGAACGGAUCAAACCGUGUAGGUGAUGACAUGUGUAUCGAACCUGAAACUAAUCUUACCAUCCGUUUCUUGGAUAGAAACCUUUUUCCAAAUGGGGCUUACCUAGACUUAUGGGACUCGAGUAAUGUGUCAGCAAAGUGCAUGGAAAUAGGUUGUUUUGUACUUCAUAAUAAUUGGAUUAGUGGGAGACAAAAGAAACUAGAACGCCAGGUAUCAUCGGGACUAUGGGAAUAUGAUAUGAGCACAAGGAUGUGUUUGAUGAGCUGGCAAAUAUCGAGACCUGUUAGCUAUUUUUGAACAAAUAUUGUUCGUAUUAGAAAAUCUUUGUUCUAUGGGCUGAAAAAGAUCAUUGCUGAAAAAUCGAUGUUUACAAAGAUAUGCUACAUGCCAAACAAGUAGCUGCUAAAACUUUGGUUUUAUCAUAUGAGCCGGCCAGAGAAAAAGAAAUAAGACGAAACAAAAUGAGAUAAAAAAAGGGUUUGGUGGUUUAUAAUGGUUUAAUCCAGCAUCAGUAUGACUUUACUUUUUUGAAAUGCUUAAGGGAUGUAUUCAUUCCCUCUUUGGAGUCCGGUCACUGGACCCGAAAGAGUCAAGAAAUCCAAAAUUGGUUAAAAGUGCUUCCUUUUCAUCUGGGAAUAGUCUAAAGUCAAGGGAAUUUUGUGUUAGAGUUGUUCAUGCUGGCGGCAAAGAAGAUCUUUAUCAAAAUCCUGUAGUGGUUUCUCAAUUAAUUAAAAGCUAUCCCGGGAUGUGCUUUGCGUGGCCGGAGGUUUUCAAGAACCCUGAUGAAAGUGUUUUAUCAGCAACAGAUCUACUCUUGCCUGGCCAAAAGUACUAUUUAGUCCCUCUAACGACAUUACAGAAGCUGAAAAAGAAACAGUUGGCCAGAAAGAAAAAAUCAACCGGAAAAACAGAUGCUGAUGAGUCUGAUGAUUCGGUUUGUUCAGCAAAAGAUUACUAUGUUUCAAGUGAGAAGCAGUCCAGAUGUUUAGUUAAGAAACAUAUACAGUCAAAGCGAAAACUUGUGCCGCCAGUCAAAAAGUCAAAAUCAUGGCGGGGAUCUGACUGGGAGCCUAGUUUAACAUCCAUCCAAGAACUCUCUCCAUGAAUGAUCCGAUUUGAAACACAUGAAACUGGUAUGUAGUUUUAUGAAUAUAAACUGCAAACUGUAAUUGCUUUAGCUGCUUUUGCUAUGUAACCUUUACCCAUUUUCUAAGUCUACAACAUUUUACAUUAAUGGGAGUUUGUUAUCAUGCUUGUUUUAA